AUGCCCUCCCUCCUCGACAAGCUCCAAUCCAAGUUGGAGCUCCUCCGCCUCGAGAAACGCUACACCCGGUCCCGGCACAGGCGCUCGCACUUUGUCUCCGGCGCCGUCUACGUCGACGGGGAGUACGUCUUCCAGACGCCCAACUCCACCGGCUCCUCCAAAUCAUCCUCCCACACCACCGUCACUGGCACCCCCGGCGUCGACGCCCUCCAUGGCGACUACUACGCCCACAGCAGCAACAAGGCCUACGCCCGCGAGCCCGCCGUCGACGUUAUCGCCGAGGAGGACCGCGCCGUCGAGGAGGAGUUUCAGCGCAAGCGGAUGAACCGCUUCAGCGCCAUGCCCUCCAUGUCCUCCCUCCGACGCGAGACAGAGACCCCCGAGGAGACGCACCAGAGGAAGAAGCUGAACCGCUUCAGCAGCAUCGCCGGCUUUGGGCGGGACUAUGAUGUGAACAACAAGGCCCUGCCUGCGCGCCCAAAGGAGAGCCGAAGGUUGAGCAUGCUGCGUUGA
Emericellopsis cladophorae is the source of this 513-nucleotide messenger RNA. RefSeq lists its product as uncharacterized. The coding region runs from base 1 to 513 and encodes 170 amino acids. The record is from RefSeq and is a predicted model, not a curated record. Lineage: Eukaryota; Fungi; Ascomycota; Sordariomycetes; Hypocreales; Bionectriaceae. The transcript has a single exon.